Messenger RNA from Tauraco erythrolophus (red-crested turaco), 2400 nucleotides. The record is from RefSeq and is a predicted model, not a curated record. Lineage: Eukaryota; Metazoa; Chordata; Aves; Musophagiformes; Musophagidae.
AUGGCAUCAGACGUUUCCUCGCUGGGUGCCACCGUCGGCUCCGGGAACCCUGGCCCGGCUGCCCAGGCUGGAGGAGCCAUCGUUCAGAGGGCCACCAAGAGGCGUCCGGGGCUGGAUUUUGAUGAUGAUGGAGAAGGGAACAGCAAAUUCCUCAGAUGUGACGAUGACCCGAUGCCAAACGAUAAAGAGAGGUUUGCCAGGUCUGAUGAUGAACAGAGUUCAGCGGAUAAGGAGAGACUUGCCAGGGAGAAUCACAGCGAGAUUGAACGUAGGCGAAGGAACAAGAUGACUGCCUACAUCACAGAGCUGUCAGAUAUGGUGCCCACCUGCAGUGCCCUGGCCCGCAAACCAGACAAGCUCACCAUCUUGCGCAUGGCUGUCUCGCACAUGAAGUCCCUGCGUGGCACAGGCAAUACCUCCACUGACGGCACCUACAAACCCUCCUUUCUCACUGACCAGGAGCUCAAACACCUGAUCCUAGAGGCAGCCGACGGCUUUCUGUUCAUCGUGUCCUGUGAGACGGGGAGGGUGGUCUAUGUCUCCGAUUCGGUGACUCCUGUCCUGAACCAGCCCCAGUCGGAGUGGUUUGGCAGCACCCUGUAUGACCAGGUGCACCCGGACGACGUGGGCAAGCUGAGGGAGCAGCUCUCCACAUCGGAGAACGCGCUGACAGAAGGAACCAAACCCUGGUGCCUUUCUAACAAGGAUCCUGCAGCCCCCCCUGAGAAUGCAUCUAAAGGUCGCAUCCUGGAUUUGAAGACGGGGACCGUCAAGAAGGAAGGCCAGCAGUCCAUGCGGAUGUGCAUGGGCUCACGACGAUCCUUCAUCUGCCGAAUGAGGUGUGGCAACAGCUCGGUGGAUCCAGUCUCCGUAAAUCGGCUCAGCUUCAUGAGGAACCGCUGCAGGAACGGCUUAGGUGCGGCGAAAGACGGCGAACCUCACUACGUCGUGGUGCACUGCACGGGUUACAUAAAAGCCUGGCCCCCCGCAGGUGUUUCACUGCCUGACGAUGACCCGGACGCUGGCCAGGGCAGCAAGUUUUGCCUGGUGGCUAUUGGCAGGCUCCAGGUCACUAGCUCACCCAACUGCACAGACAUGAACAACGUUUGUCAGCCAACGGAGUUCAUCUCCCGACACAACACCGAAGGCAUUUUCACCUUCAUAGAUCACCGCUGUGUGGCCACGGUUGGCUACCAGCCACAGGAACUUCUGGGGAAAGACAUUGUGGAUUUCUGCCACCCAGAAGACCAGCAGCUUUUGCGGGACAGCUUUCAGCAGGUGGUGAAGUUAAAAGGCCAGGUUCUGUCAGUCAUGUUCCGAUUCCGAUCCAAAAACCGGGAAUGGCUCUGGAUGAGAACCAGCUCCUUUACCUUCCAGAACCCCUACUCGGAUGAAAUUGAGUACAUCAUCUGUACCAACACCAACGUCAAGAACUCGAGCCAGGAGUCUCGGCCUGCCCUGUCAGACUCAAUGCAGAGGCCCCAGCUGGGCCAGAGUGCCAGCCUUCCCCUGGAGAUGGGCACGGCACAGCUGCCCACAAGGCAGCAGCAGCCGCCGCAGCAGACAGAGCUGGAAGUGGUCCCAGGAAGAGAGAGCCUGUCCGGUUACGACCACUCGCAGGUUCCCGUGCAGCCUGUGAGCGCGGCCGGCCCGGAGCACAGCAAGCCCUUGGAGAAGGCGGAGAGCCUUUUCAAUCAGGAGCGGGACCCGAGGUUCAGCGAGAUCUUCAGCAGCAUCAGUACAGACCAGAGCAAAGCCAUUCCUGCCAGCACGGUGCCCGCCAGCCAGCCCCUCUUCACGCAGGGAAACACCUUCACGCCGUCGCGACCUGCCGAGAGCUUCAGGAGCAGCAGCAUGGUCCCUCCUGUGAACAUCAUUCAGCAGCAGCCCCCAUCAGCGGGCCGGAUCCUGGCGCAGAUCUCACGCCACUCCAACCCAGCUCAGGUCAGCGGAACCAACUGGGCUCCAGGGACGCGGCCGGCCUUCACGCCCCAGCAAGUGGCAUCGCAGACGGUGAAGACUCGGCCCCCUUCCUUCAGCAUGGGGACUUUCCAGGGCACCACCAAACGAGCUGUGCCCUUCCCAGUCCUUUUAAAGGAUCACAAAACCCACAGCGCUGCACUGGGAAUCGUUUGCUGACUUUCUCUCCGUUCCACAGCCACGGAGGCAGCGCAGACCCCCGCUCCGUUCCCGCCGCGGGCAGCCGAAGGCGUGGGGAUGUGGCCGCAGUGGCAAGGACAGCACCACGGCCCGGCGUCCGGGGAGCCGCACGUGCAGCAGCCGCAGCCGAGCCAGCCUGAGGUCUUCCCAGACAUGCUGACCAUGCUGGGAGACCAAGGACCCAACUACAACAACGAAGAGUUCCCGGAGUUGAAUAUAUUCCCAUCUUUUUCGGAAUAA